Messenger RNA from Odontomachus brunneus, 7629 nucleotides. RefSeq names its product spastin (gene spas). Lineage: Eukaryota; Metazoa; Arthropoda; Insecta; Hymenoptera; Formicidae. Gene Ontology annotation, cellular component: microtubule cytoskeleton. The transcript has 7 exons. Gene Ontology annotation, molecular function: ATP binding; microtubule severing ATPase activity; ATP hydrolysis activity. Bases 452 to 2611 code for a protein of 719 amino acids. The record is from RefSeq and is a predicted model, not a curated record.
AGUUGAUUAUCGGACGUUCCCAUUGGUGGUGCCAGAAUUCGUGCCGGGAAUAUCGGAGAGCGCGUUUGAGGUGGAUCAAAACAAGCGAUGCUCGAGCUGAGCAAGAACUCGCUUCCCUUCGUUGGCCACCGCUUCGUCGAAAAAGAAAGCGAGAAAGAAACGCGUGAGUUGUCGCCUCCGUCGUUCUCUAGUCGUCUAUUCCAAGAGGCCAGCUAUAAUUGUCGUGACGCGGUCCACCGCGGCGUCUCUUCCUCCUCCUCCUCCUCCUUCUCCUACUAUCUCGGUCAGGCGGGAUUUCAAUCCAAGAAAACAAUGUAGGCUACCCGCCGCGGCAUCCCUGUCAUCCCUCGAUUGUGCCGUCGGGGAUGUCGACACGGCCGUCUGCGGCUGUCAUCGUCGACGACUACGAGCAGCGCAGUCAUACAGACGCAAGCGUGAACAGUCGUGGGAGAUGUCUUACAGCGAUGGCGCGCGUCCGACACGAAAAUUCGGCACAAAGUCGCCGAAGAAGCUGUGCGUGACUAAGAGCGAGAACGGCGACAAGACUACGACGACAGUCAACUGCAGCGGCCAUCACCACCACAAUCAUUUCCAUCACAACCAUCAUCGCUUUCUGGACGGCUCGCAGCCGUCAGUGCACAAGCGCAAUCUCUACCUCGUCUCCUUUCCGUUGAUAUUGCUGUUCAACGUGCUGAGGACUCUACUGUAUCAGCUGUUCAUGGUGUUCAGGUACAUUUACACCUCUACAUCCCAGCUGAUCCAACGUAGACAGGCGUCCAAGCAGGCCUGUCAACUAGAGAUCGUUGUUGGUCAAAAGUCAACGGAUGCUCUGUCCAAUCGUUUGAUCAACGGCAAUCAGAUAGAAGGAGAAGUCAUGUCUCAGGUGCCUAGGCGUCCCAUUGGUCCAGGUCCUGCAGAUCCUUUGCUCGCCAAGCAGAAGCAUCAUCAUCGCAGAGCAUUUGAGUUUAUCAGCAAGGCACUGAAGAUUGAUGAAGAUAAUGAAGGACAAAAGGAAAUGGCCAUCGAAUUGUAUAAAAAAGGAAUCGGAGAACUGGAGAAGGGAAUAGCUAUAGAGUGCAGCGGUGGGCACGGUGAAGUAUGGGAGCACGCUCAGAGACUUCACGACAAGAUGCGUACGAAUUUGAUAAUGGCGAAAGAGAGGCUCGAAUAUCUUGUGAGUGUGUGUGAGCUGAGAAAGCUGGGUAUCAACAGUGAAUAUCGCGCGCCUGGAAAUAAAACGGACGGCGAACAUCCAGGAAAGCAUCUGAGGGCUCGCCGCAAUAUACACACUUUUCAAACUUCAACACGCACCAACACACCCAACACUAAUCACAAUAAGAACACGAACAAUACACAUACAGUUAACACCGGGCAGACAAUAUGUACGCAAAUUCCCAAGUUAAGGCCACGUUCUCCAAAAAACUGUUGCGCUCACACCACCGAAGCGUCCGGCAGGAAACUGUCGGUGCCAGGCAAACGACCGACAGGAACACCUUUGAGCAAAAGUCAGACGUUGCCUCGAAACAUGGGCAGAUCAACACCUAUCCAGCCUUGCCACAGGACCAUGCCGAUCAAACCGUCCUCUACGCCCCCCUCCGUGAAGAGACAGUUAUCCGUGCCUGGGAAUAAUGGCUCGCCUAUAAGACGUCCAGGAACACCCACUACUUCGAGUAGUAAUAGAAGCACUCCAACUAGGAAGGUGCCUAUUCUGAAGGGAGUAGAUCCGAAACUCGCACAAGUUAUUCUCGACGAGAUCCUGGAAGGUGGUGCGCCGGUGCAGUGGGAAGACAUCGCUGGCCAAGAAACCGCGAAGCAAGCCUUGCAAGAGAUGGUGAUCCUACCGUCGCUUCGGCCCGAAUUGUUCACCGGUCUACGAGCACCUGCGAGGGGAUUGUUACUGUUCGGGCCACCGGGAAAUGGGAAGACACUGUUAGCGCGCGCCGUAGCGACUCAGUGUAACGCGACGUUUUUCUCAAUCUCCGCCGCCAGUCUCACGUCCAAAUACGUCGGAGAGGGUGAGAAAUUGGUGAGAGCUCUGUUCGCAAUCGCACGGGAAUUACAGCCAUCUGUUAUCUUCAUCGACGAGGUAGACUCGUUGUUGAGCGAGCGAAAGGAUAACGAACACGAAGCUUCAAGGCGAUUGAAAACGGAGUUUCUAGUCGAGUUUGACGGCUUGCCGUGCAAUCCUGAGGAGAGGGUACUCGUUAUGGCCGCUACAAAUAGGCCGCAAGAGCUCGACGAAGCUGCGCUAAGACGAUUCACGAAACGCGUAUACGUCACUCUACCAGACCAGCAAACGAGGAUUGUAUUGCUCCAAAGGCUUUUGGCCAAACACAAUGAUCCUUUAACAUCUGAAGAACUAAAUGAGAUGGCAGUCAUGACAGAGGGAUAUUCCGGAAGCGAUUUGACUGCAUUGGCUAAGGAUGCAGCACUUGGGCCUAUCAGAGAAUUGAAUCCAGAUCAGGUGAAAGAAUUGGACCUCAAUUCCGUUCGUAAUAUCACCAUGCAAGACUUCCGUGAUUCCCUAAAGAGAAUUCGCAGAUCCGUUUCGCCGGCUAGUUUAGCUGCCUAUGAGAAAUGGAGCUUUGAGUACGGAGAUGUCAGUCUUUGAUUGCAAAUAAGUCGCUCGCACGAGAGGCUGGAUCAGUCACGUUUUACUUGAAUGUGAUCCGUCGAUACUCCGCCGAAUAUUAACGCGACAGUAACUUUCGCAUUUUUAUUCUUAUAAACGAUAUUUGUGCUUGAUAAGAAAGAGUGAUUACAAGGACAAAGAGAAGCUAUAUUCUUCAAUCUCUAAUACAACAAGAAUUCAGUAACACCGACUCCUAAUCUUGUCGCAUAUUUAGUAUGUUAAAGCUCCGCCUGAUUCUCCAUUUCGACGAAUGCAAUUUGGAUUCAGGCUGUAAUAUUUAAUACCGAAUGAAAUACCGAUUUCGAAAUUGCAAUUCAUUGAUUUUACCAAAUAUAAUACUCCACGCUCCAUCCAGUGAUCGAAUAUUCGCAUUCGCAGUUCAACACGUAGCUUUAAUCGUUACCGUUUUCGAUAUUUAUGCUUGACCGUAUUAUUUAUAUAUUAUUCUCUUACGAUUGAGUUCCUUUGUAUGAUAGAGAGAGGAGCUAGUGUGCGCGGGACUCACGAUACGCUCGCAUUAUGAUAAGUUGCACUUAGUGUCAGAAUGUUAGUUAUGUGUUAACAGUUAAAUGUUAAGCAUUUAAAGCUAUAAUCUUACUGCGUAAGAUUCGACAGACUACGUAUGUAAUUAAUCGAGCACACAGUCUGCAGUCGUGGAAUGCGUCUUCAUACAAUUCGACUAUUGUUAUUUAUAAAGUUGACACACGAGCAAGUUACUACACCGUGAGGCACGAUCCGUGAUACAUUAUUACAACAGUAGAAAGACUGCAUUCGCAAUCGAAACAGCGCACGUCCAAUCAGAUAAUAAAAAGUAAUAUCUAUCGAUGACGUAUGUAACGAAAAGACACUAUAGUUAUUUAUACACAGAGAAGAGAUGUACUGAAGCGUCGUAGGACGUAUUAGAACUUACAAAUUAGGAAAUGCAAAAUCUCGCGCGAAUAGUUAAUAUCGUCUCACGCGCAUCGAUCUUGUAUAAAUCACACUAAUAGAUGUACUUCCUAAAGUGUUGCGAAUGUUAUCUUGUUACGUUUGAUACUGAUUCAGAGAUUCGUUUGACGUUUGUUGAUACCGCAUACCGAUGCGUUUAGGAGUCACGCGGCAACCAUGAUGCAUGCUUGUGUAAAAAAUAAAAAAAAAGAUGGGAGGAAAUGGAAGGGAAAUCUGAAAUUCCGUUUUGAUACAAAAUUCUAUAAGACAACGAACUGAGAGAAUAUAAGCUGUGCUAUAUGAAAUCCUACGUAUAUAUCUGUAAGCAUUAUUUAUAAGCUCGGGGCGAUAUUGUUAUAUACAAGAGAUGAAAGAAAUCUUUUAUAUAUGUGUAUAUAUAUACACAUAUAUAUAAGUAUGAUGAGACACGAAGAACACGUUUUUAUGACACUUGUCUAUUGCUUCCAAUGCUCAAAAAGUAGGGUAAUUAUGCUUGUAUAAUGUACUUAUUGAAUUAACGUUUUAACUCGGGACUGUAGAUCACGUAGAUUGAUGCACUGCAAUUAUAACAUGACGCUAAUCCGUUCGCGAUUCGCCCCAAAGUACCACGCAGAUAGGAAAAAAUCAUUGCAGUCGCAUAUAGAAUAAGGUCUGCCGCGGGAACUAUGUUGGAGAUAAUUAUUUUCUGGGGGCGUUUCAUGUCCUCAAUGAGUUUUAUUUGCAUUUGAAUGCUCCCUCCACGCAGUAGGAGUAGAUAAAGUGCUGUUUAUAGAUGAAAUUGUAGUUAUUAAAUAAUAAGUCUGUAUAUGAAUAGAGCAUGUGUGUGUAUGUGUAUAUGUAUAUAUAUAUACACACACACACAUGUGUGUGUGACAUAGUGUAUAUAUAUAUGUAUGAGAUAUACAUACAUAUAUACACACACACACGCAAUGUAUUCUCAUUAAGUAAGCAUUUCAUGUGAUAGAUAUAAGAGUUGUACUACGACAUGGAGGAAAACGUAAAAACAGCAAUUCCAACGUUGCUUGCUUUUGUGACACCGCACAUGGAUGUGUGACAUUUCGAGAUCAACACUGUUGUCACACAUUACAGGUAAAAUCGUAUAAUGCUAAACAGCAUUUUUUAAGAGCUGUGAUGUUAUCGCGACGACGAACUUAAUAUCUUGCAUGUUCAGCUUCUAUUUACGGCACUGAAAAUUUUACGUAAAAGAAUAUGAUAUGCACUAAAAAAAUAUGAUAUGCAAAUAUUAUAUUUCACAAAUUAUAAUUCUGGGUCUUUCUAGAUAUUGCGACUUUGUUGAAAUAUGGCAUUGUUGAUUCUUUCCUCAAGUGAUAUGUAGCGCUGUGACAUUGAUCUGUUUCCAUUUCGCAAACGGAGUUUCGGCAUCAUGAUGUUGACUGAAAGAAGCUUUAGUUCCAAAUUACUUUGUGUGUUCCGUUGAAUAAUUGUCGCACUGCCUGUGUUAAGAGGAUGCUGAAGCGGAGAACUCUGCCUACAGAAUACUGACAUUUUUCUGCAAAGUUUAUGUCGUCGUAUUGGUUGUACAGAAUUAUAUGCUUUUGCGCAAUGAAAAUACGUGCAAAAAAUAAAUAGAAACACUACUCAACAUGUGACGAAAACGAGACAAAAAUUUUAGAUGUAAAAUCUCAAACUGUCAGCGUAAAAUUUGCCUAAAGUUAUAUUUAAAAUAUAAUAUUGCCAAAAAUUCCGUAACUUGUACAUUCGUGACUAAAAAGGUUGUCUAGUUUUUUUUCUUUAUAAGUUUCAGAAUUCAUCCGUCUUAUCAAGUGAGAGAAUUUAUUUUUCAAUAAAAGAGUUUUCUCAUUGGAUAAAUUAUCGUGAAACUUGCAAAAAAAAAAACCAGGCAAUCUUUCCGACCAAAAAGUUUACAAAAAGAUUUUUACAAAUGUGGUUAGGUUUUCCGCUAAAUAUAGUUAAACAAAGCAACACACAUUUACGUAAGUUCUGUAUAUACAAGAAAUACGAAAAGGAUAGCGACAUCAUCUCUACGUUAUGAAUAUUUUCGGAAUUCGUUAUCCACUUCAGCAUCCCUUUAAGUAUUACGUGAUUGUAUCAUGUAGUGUGUUACGUUAACGUUAUGUGUUAUAGAAUUUAAAUUAUAUUAAUUGUAUUAAUUCGUAAAGUUGACGAUGAUUUCUUGCACAAAUCUUUUCGUACAUGAGGAUGGAUCAUUUGAAGACCCUGGCCUUCCACUGUGAAACAUGCUGAGCCUUGAUUAAGUUAUUUUGCUACUUUUAUAAUAUAAUGAUAAAUUGAGUAAGAGUAACGAUCGGGUAUAAUGUUUAUGCUAAUGACAAUUACUGCUAUUUAAUCUAAUGGUAAAUACAACGCGAGUUGCAAGCCGAAAAAACUAUUUACGCAUGUUGGUGCACGCGAGAGUGGUUUUCCCUUUUAAAUAUUACCUCACCAUUAGUCUCUCACACACAAUUAUGUAUUGAAUCGUUGUCAGUGUUUGUAACUCGACAACUUGGAAGGUUUACAAUGUUAUUUGAUAUUGCGGUUGUAUUUUCUUGCGACAACUUUAGAUUAAAUUAUUCAAUCGUAAAACUUAUAGUUUGUAACAGAAAAGUGAUCAGUCCUCGUUAAUUGUGCCGCGUAUAUUCAGCUGUGGACUUUUAUUGUAACGCGUUCGGCAAAAAGGAGUAUGACCCGUAUAAUCCAGCAGUAUUAUAGAGUAUUUUUGGUAGACUACGUUGUAAAUUACACGCUAGAUCGCCAAUACAAAUCUUAAGCUAACGUUUCUCAGUAACACGUAUAGUCAGUUGCAAAACAGUUCAGACACAACGAAGUCGGGGAACAAAUUAUCAAAAUUAAGAGGCAUUGCUGACGAGCUUACUGAGUAAUAAUACAAUUAAUAAUAAUAAAUUAUUAUUAUUAAUAUAAUAUGCACAAUCGUCAGAAGUGACUUAAUUUUUAUAGUUUAGUCAAAUCCCAAUCCCAUUGUGUCUCAAUCGUUUUUCAACUUGUACACUACACCGUUCAUGAGUUCGUGAAUAUUGGCGAUUGAAUAACAUGAAGGCCCGCAUGAAGGUCAAAGCGUUAUAUAAAUAAAAAUACAAAUACCCGGACACGUACUUAGUCCCGGGCAUUCUUAUUGUUUUCGUCUUUAAAUGCGAAUAUUUAAAUUUUCAGUAUGACAUAUAUGUAUAUUAUGCAUUAUAAGUUUAAAUAUUCGUGUAUUUAAAGACCAAAAUAUGUAUAUAUUAUAAAUUUAAAUAUUCGUAUAUUUAAAGACCAAAGCAAUGAGAAUAGUCAGGAUUAGAUACGCACCGGGGAAUUGGUACUUUUAACUCACAUCGUUUUUUUCCAAAUAUUAUCACAAAUAUUACCUCAGAAGCGAACAUCGAGUCACUUUGUAGUGUUUAGUAUCUCUCGCUAUUUGCUUCUCGAAUUAUCGGCACAUUCACGGACUCACGCGAACGAUGGCGUAUUCUUUGUACUACACUUUUAGUCCAUACGUCCAACAGAAUAUAAUUACGAUAUCUAUUUGAUAGACGUUCACCGAAACGAUCGGAUUUAGGCCGUUAAUGUAUCGCGUAGCGAAUGUACAGAAUUGUACAGCACUCUGUCGAUAUUUUGUCAACGUGAUUGGUGAUUGAAUCGAAGAAUGUGUCUACGAGAUGUGUGUGUAUAUAUAGUACAAAUAUUACUCCGUUUUCCAAAUAUUAUUACGCUUUUCCCGUCGCGAGAGGAGGCCGAGAUUAUUUUCCAAGAACUAUCGAUAUUUCGUUACGUUGAGCCACUUUUGAUCCGUUGAGAAGAGGCGUUUCUCAGUUGUACAAACAUAUCCGACUUCACCGCGAGAAUAUGUAGCGUUUUAGUUUUGCAUUCUCGGACUUCCUUCGUUUGAUAGACCGGCAUUGUCGCGCAAAUAUCAACAGACGAUCGUAAACCUUGGCUAAUUAGAAAUACGAGUGUUAUCUUCUUCACACGUGGAUCGUCGCGCAAACGUUGAGAUGUUCGCGAGUGAUUUUUCGAGAAUGUCUUUCCAAUUGAUACGAACGGUCGCUGUAAGAGUAUAUUGGAUGCAAAAUAAAACCGUAUUACAUGUA